ACUCCUGAGCAAUCACUGUCUUUUCUAUUUUUAUGAGAUACUUAAGUGUUUUUAUCUACUAAUCAUAAGUACGAGAUAUAACGCGAAGGUCAGUUUUCGAAUUGAGUAAAAAUUUUCUUAUCCAUUUAUCGAUUAAAGUCAUAUAAGAAACGCAAGCAAUAAUGCUAUCGCGGGCUGUUUUAUUUGUGAAUUUGAAAACAGAAGUAAUUCUUCGAAUAUGCGCAAAGAUAACGUGCGAAAACAGUAAUAAUCGUGGCCGUAUUCUUCGUAUUAUUUCGAAAUGCGAUGAAAUGCGUGAUACAACUAAGCAAAAUAGUAAAAUGAGAUUAAUUAUGACCGAUACUUUCUUUUCAAUACCACAAGGAAAGUUAGUGUUCCGACAAUUUAAACUGCCUGACAGAAAAGGAGCAUUAAUGCAUUUUAAACCAUAUUAUUCAUUAGCAACAUCUUUACCACGAUUAAUAAACAAUUACGAAUGUGUAUCUUUAGAUAAGGAUCUGACAUACGCUCUUGCAUGCGUUUUAAUGAUUUCUUUAAAUAUAGAAAAACAUAUAAAUAGACGAAUGUUCAAAUUUCUACUUCCUGAUUUUGUUAAUAUAUUUAUAGAACACAUUCCUACUGUUGGUAAUUUUGUUUGCAUGCAGGUAGUGGUAAAAAGUGCACAAAACAAUGUGCAUAAAAGUUGUAAUGAUGCGCUGAAAAUACUUAAAAAUCUGAUGCAGGAACUGUCCAUAACGGAAGAUGAAUUAAUUUUUCCUUAAGAAUAUACAUCUGUUUAUAUAUAAAUUUAAGAAUUAAAGAAAGAUCG
Molecule: messenger RNA, 808 nt
Organism: Camponotus floridanus (Florida carpenter ant)
Lineage: Eukaryota; Metazoa; Arthropoda; Insecta; Hymenoptera; Formicidae
Exons: 4
Coding region: 162-761 (199 amino acids)
Source: RefSeq, a predicted model, not a curated record